Trachemys scripta elegans is the source of this 1448-nucleotide messenger RNA. RefSeq names its product terminal nucleotidyltransferase 5C (gene TENT5C). Gene Ontology annotation, molecular function: RNA binding; poly(A) RNA polymerase activity. Gene Ontology annotation, biological process: mRNA stabilization. Lineage: Eukaryota; Metazoa; Chordata; Testudines; Emydidae. Bases 114 to 1286 code for a protein of 390 amino acids. The transcript has 2 exons. The record is from RefSeq and is a predicted model, not a curated record.
GGGUAUAAAUAGGGCCGGUGAGGGCAGCUAGACGGAGUGACAGGCUUGAGUGGUGGCUGUGGAGGCGCGUGUUGCCGAGCUAGCAGUUUCUUUGGAGAAGAUCAAACUCUAAAAUGGCAGGCAAAGGAAGUAAUACUGAUUGCAUGUCAUGCAGUGUACUGAGCUGGGAGCAGGUCAGCCGUCUGCAUGAGGUUCUGACAGAGGUGGUUCCAAUCCAUGGACGGGGCAACUUCCCAACACUGAAAAUAACCCUGAAGGACAUUGUUCAGACCGUUCGCAACAGGCUGGAUGAGGCAGGCAUCCAAGUACACGAUGUCCGGCUGAAUGGCUCUGCAGCUGGUCAUGUCUUGGUCAAGGAUAAUGGACUGGGUUGCAAAGAUCUGGACCUAAUUUUUCAAGUGUCCCUGCCAACUGAGGCUGAGUUUCAGCUCGUCCGAGAUGUGGUGUUGCGGUCCCUCUUAAACUUCUUGCCAGAGGGGGUGAGCAAACUAAAAAUCAGCGCAAUGACUUUGAAGGAAGCCUACAUCCAGAAGCUAGUGAAAGUGUGCACAGAGACGGACCGAUGGAGCUUAAUAUCCCUUUCCAACAAACAUGGCAGGAAUGUAGAGCUGAAGUUUGUAGAUCGCAUACGACGACAGUUUGAGUUCAGUGUGGACUCUUUCCAAAUCAUCAUAGAUGCCUUGCUUUUUUACUAUGACUGCUCAGAAAAUCCUAUGUCAGAGCACUUCCAUCCAACUGUAAUUGGAGAGAGUAUGUAUGGAGACUUUGAGGCAGCCUUUGAUCACCUCCGAAACAGACUGAUAGCUACCAAGAAUCCUGAGGAGAUCCGAGGUGGUGGGCUCCUGAAGUACAGCAACCUCUUAGUGCGGGAUUUCCGGCCCAUGGACAAGGAGGAGAUUAAAACUCUAGAGCGCUACAUGUGCUCCAGGUUCUUCAUAGACUUCCCUGACAUCCUGGAUCAGCAGCGCAAACUAGAGACUUACCUCCAGAACCACUUCUCCAAAGAGGAGAGGAGCAAAUAUGAUUAUCUCAUGAUCCUGCGCAGGGUGGUAAAUGAGAGCACAGUGUGCCUCAUGGGACAUGAGCGAAGACAGACUCUCAACCUGAUCUCGCUGCUAGCACUCAGAGUGUUGGCGGAACAAAACAUCAUACCUAAUGCCACUAAUGUUACCUGUUAUUAUCAGCCAGCACCCUAUGUCAGUGAUGGGAACUUCAGCAACUACUAUAUUGCAAACUCUCCCAUCCCCUAUAGCCAGUCUUAUCCCACCUGGCUGCCUUGUAACUAAUUUCCAACUUGAGUGUUUCUUAAAUGGAAUCUUGUGUGGUGGGAACCAUUAAUCAGCCAGAGGUUUUCUAAAGGGAAUCUGUGGCUUACCUCUGGCUCUGCUGUUUUCCUGGUGUGUGGUGUAAUCACACCACUAGGCUCCUGGUUUAAAAAAAAAAAAAAA